AGUGUGCGUGUGCUGACUUUCUCAGUCCUUGCAUGAGGUGAUGCACAUUAGUCUGUUCUGUGUCUUCCCACUGUGCCCAUGCUCUACUCUAGAACCCCUAAGAAGGCAGGAUGGAGGUCUCCACGUCUUGGCUGCCCUGAGCAUGGCUGUGUGACGUCCAUUGCUUACGAAGGUCUAACUUGCUUCUGACCUGUGUGUGGGGUGAUGCUGAUGCUGAUAGACAACAUGGUGACAUUUGGGAAGUUGUUUGAGGAGGCUCCCCACUACUGUCCUUAGGGAAACAGCUAUUCAACAGGCACAAAGUUCUCUCUUCUAUGAUGAGUUUUAGGCGGCAGACAGACACACAGACAGACGCCAUCAGUGCACUCUGGGGAAAGCAGUUCACCGGCUGUCAGCAGACUCCCGAAACGUUCAAGAACAGCCAUUCCUGCUGAGAGGAGAGUCCAGGUGAGGAAGCUCUAGAGGCCAGAGGACAGCAGGGACCCAGCUGGAGCCCCAGAAGCUCAGACACCAACAUCACAGGGUCUCUGUCCUGGGCUCUGGGGACACGUGUGUCCAGGAUUCUGCAGGGUGUCAGGAGAGACUGGACUUUGAGGUCAGGACGGGGCUCAUCUGCUUGCUGGAGCCUCGAGCUGUGAGAGCAGGUCCUUCCUGGGAGGGGCUCCCCCAGAGUCCCAGGCUGUGUCCUUGUCCCAGGUUGGGGAGGUCUGAGCCUGAGUGUGUGCAGAGACGGGGCCCCUGAGCUCAGAGACCCUGGUCCCUCCCCAUCUCCACCUUCACAGGGGACACUGAGUAGGGCCAGGAGAGGGCUUGUAGCCCACGAUGAAUACCACGGGCUUCUCUGCACUGGACCCUUCGGACUGGUAUUUUUCUUCAACAGCAGGAAAUACAUCAGAUAACAAUACAGACUUUGAUAGCUCAAGUUACUCUGAUGUAUAUAUUGACUGGGAUAUAUUCCAUCUGGUGAUGGUGCUCAUCUGCCUCCUUGGGUUGGUGGGGAAUGGGGCUGUCAUCUGGCUGCUGAGCUUCCGUGUGAAGAGGAACCCCUUCUCUGUCUACAUCCUCAACUUGGCCAUGGCUGACUUCACCUUCCUCAUAGGGAACAGUAUAUGGGCCGUAUAUUAUCUUUUACCUUAUGAUGUAUUAGAGUUUGAAGGUGUCCUAUAUUCAUUCUAUUUAUCAUCCAUUAUGGUAGAUCUGAGCCUGCUGAUGGCUGUCAGCACCGAGCGCUGCGUCUCUGUGCUCUGCCCCCUCUGGUAUAGAUGCCACCGCCCGGCCCAUCUCUCCUCCAUCCUGUGUGCCCUCAUCUGGGGGCUGGGCUCUUGUUUGUGGAUAUGCGAGAUUUUGUGUAAUUUCUUUUCUGACAUCGUUUGUAUUGAUGACAUGGGAUUUAAGGCUGUGGUGACCUUACUCACCUUCCUGGUGCUCUGUGUGUCCAGCCUGACUCUGCUCAUCCGGGUCCAGUGCAGCUCCAGGAAGAGGCAGCCCAGCAGGCUCUACCUGACCAUCCUGCUCAGCGUGCUGGCUUUCCUGCUGCUCGGGCUGCCUCAUAGUGUGUCUCUCUUUGUCUUCAGGUCAAAUAUAAUAUCACCAUAUGCUGAUAUUAUAGAUGUUAUGUCUAGACUCCUCCUGGUCCUGAACAGCGUGGUGAACCCCGUCAUCUACUUCUUUGUUGGGAGACUCAGGCAGCCAGGGGGCCGGAAGCCACUCUGGGAAGUGCUCCAGAGGGCACUGAUGGAUGAGGAGGAGGGAGCUGAGCAGGGCAGAGGGGUCCCUGUACCCAGUCAGGACAGCCUGUGCCCCUGA
Molecule: messenger RNA, 1806 nt
Organism: Erinaceus europaeus (western European hedgehog)
Lineage: Eukaryota; Metazoa; Chordata; Mammalia; Eulipotyphla; Erinaceidae
Product: mas-related G-protein coupled receptor member A6-like
Exons: 2
Coding region: 823-1806 (327 amino acids)
Biological process (GO): G protein-coupled receptor signaling pathway
Cellular component (GO): membrane
Molecular function (GO): G protein-coupled receptor activity
Source: RefSeq, a predicted model, not a curated record